This is a messenger RNA of Mytilinidion resinicola, 2594 nucleotides long. RefSeq names its product concanavalin A-like lectin/glucanase. The coding region runs from base 429 to 2264 and encodes 611 amino acids. The transcript has a single exon. The record is from RefSeq and is a predicted model, not a curated record. Gene Ontology annotation, biological process: carbohydrate metabolic process; fungal-type cell wall organization. Gene Ontology annotation, molecular function: hydrolase activity, hydrolyzing O-glycosyl compounds; glycosyltransferase activity; structural constituent of cell wall. Lineage: Eukaryota; Fungi; Ascomycota; Dothideomycetes; Mytilinidiales; Mytilinidiaceae. Gene Ontology annotation, cellular component: fungal-type cell wall.
CCUUCUCGCUGCCUACACCUUCACUGCUUCCUUUUCGUGACAUCCUACCUUCUACUUCUCCCUUCAUCCUUUUCUUUACCACGGAGACCGCAGGACGCCUCAUUCAUUCGGCCCUCUCUUCGCUGUCCAUACUCUCUUUUCCUCUCAUUGACACCGCCAUUCGCUGGUGCUCUCUCUAUUCACUCUUUGUCCACGUAGCAUACUCUUUGUGCCUACACUAACAACUCUAUUCCACCCCGCAACAUCUUUGACGCCGCCCCGGCCGAACGUCAUUGUUGGAUUGUGGCCUUUGUACAAUUUCCUUGGCAUACGUUGAGUCUACAUUUGUUGCUCGACGAUAAAAUAUUCUUCUGCGAAGAAUAGCCAACAACACACUCUCUUUGCAGACCAUCUUGCAUUUGCACGCCUUAUACCCAACAAAACUCACCAUGCAUUUCCUCACCUCCACCGUUCUCGCCGGCCUGGCUGCCACCCUCGUGUCCGCGCAGACCUCGACCUUGUGCGAUCCCACCAAGAAGACGUGCCCCAACGACCCGGCCAUCGGCACACCCUUCACCUCCGACUUCAAGACUGGCCGCGACUCCCUCGAGGGCUGGAAGAUCACCGCCAACGAUGUCAACUUCGUCGAUGCCGGCGCCGAGUUCACCAUCCACAAGCGCGGAGAGGCCCCGACUAUCGCAACAAACGGCUUCUUCCACUUCGGCUAUGCCGAGGUCAAGAUGAAGGCGUCCGGCGGCCAGGGCAUCAUCUCCUCCAUCGUCUUGGAAUCUGACGACCUCGACGAGGUGGACUGGGAGUUCAUCGGCACGACCACGACCAAUGUCCAGACCAACUACUUCGGCAAGGGGAACACGACGACCUACGACCGCAUGAUCCCGUACGACGUCAAGACGCCCCAGGAUACCUUCCACACCUUCGCGCUGAACUGGACUGCCGAAAGCCUGACAUGGCUCAUUGACGGCCUUCCCCAGCGUACGCUGCACUAUGCUGACGCUGUUGGCGGCAAGAACUAUCCCCAGACGCCCAUGAACCUUCGCAUUGGUAUCUGGGCAGGCGGCGAUGAGGACAACUCUCCCGGAACCAUCUCCUGGGCCGGCGGAAAGACCGACUACACCAAGGCCCCCUUCACCAUGACCGUCGAGAGCGUCAAGAUCAUCAACAACUCGCCCGGCAAGGAGUACCAGUAUACCGACAAGACUGGCUCGUUUGAGUCGAUCAAGGUUAUUGGCGAGGGCGACAACGCUGGUGGCGUUUCGUCUUCCGCCGUGCCCUCUUCCGCGGUUGCAACAGCGAGUGCCUCUGGAAAGGGUGGUCUUGCUAGCCAGGUUGAUACGCCUUCUAGCUCCAUCUCUACCAUCGUCCAGAAGCCCACUGCUACGGACGCGGUGUCAAUCCCUGUGUUCUCGCACUCCAAGGGCUGCACAGAGGGCGAGUCGUCAGCCACCGUCAUCAUCGUCCCCUCCGACUCAGCGACGGCACCAGCUGAAACUAUAAUCUCCUACAGCGGCGCUCUCCCCGUCACCCAGAUCUCAGACGGACAGAUCCAGGUCCCGCCUGCGCCUGCGACCUCGUCUGGCGAGGUCCCAUACCCGACUUCCGAGCUCUCACCCACCGAGACCUCUCCCUCCGACUCCGUAGUCACCCCCGCAUCCACACUCUCACCGGCUGAGACUUCUGGAUGCGGCUGCGGCGUCGUCACCGUGACCAUCACAUCCGGCUACGGCACCGCACCGGUGACUCUCACCCCCACCCCCCUCCCCACCGCGUCUUCCUCCGUGGACACGGUCCCAGAGCCCAGCAUCCCCGGAAGCCCCUACUUCCCCUCCAUGCCCGUUGAGAGCGCUCCCGAGACCCCCUCGACCCUCGCGCCCGCCUCUUCCGCCAGCGUCACGGCCAUCCCCAUCCCAACCGCUGGCUACAGCGGCGCCCUCCCAGUCACUCAAAUCUCCGACGGCCAGAUCCAGGUGCCGCCUGCGCCUGCGACCUCCGCCGACUCCACUCUCGCACCCGCCUCGACUGGCAGCGUGACCGAGAUUCCCGUCCCGACCACCCCCAUCGUGCCCACCUACUCCGGCUUGGUCACCGAGACGCUCCCCGCCCCCUCGGUGCCCGGCAUCUCCGCGCCCUCAUCUGGCUUCCCCGCUACCAACGGCACCGCGACCAGCACGGGCGGCAUCCCGCAGUUCACGGGCGCUGCGAGCGCCAACGUGGCUAGCGGGAUCUGGGCGGCGGCGGUCGGUGUUGUGGCUGUGCUGGUGAUGUAGACGGUUGUUUUGGGAUGAUUACGGGUCCAUGUUUUAGUAGAUUCGGUUCUAGAGGAGGCAUUUAAUUCGCAUGGGGGGUUUGGACGGAGGGAUGGCGGUUUGGAGUGAAGAGGCGCUGGUUGGACUUGUAUAUACUUAGCUAGAAGCAAGGAUUUUCUUCAUUUGAGUUUGGGGUUGUGUUUGGGGAGUGAUGGUGUGUGAUGCGUCCAAGAACUGUGCCAAUUUGGAUGAAUCUGCUUGAAUGAUAGACUUGAUCUGAUGAGAUACGUCGGUACACGACAUGUUCGCUCCAGCUUGCUAGGCGCCGUUGAACGAAAAGAAGCGCUCCAC